AUGGCUGAAACUCCAUCUCAGUCGCCACCACGAUCUGUGCCGGAGGCGGAGACGGAGACGCUGCAGUACUGGUGCUACCACUGCAACAAACGCGUGUCCAUCGAAACCCUUGCCAAUCUGCCGGACAUCAUCUGCCACGAGUGCAAGAACGGGUUCGUCGAGUCGAUCCCGGCCGUGUCGUAUGAAUCAACGGAUCAGGUUGACGACCCGAUUUUCUUCCGCCAAGUGCUCCGUUUAAUCACUCAAGCGGCGCGUGAAGAGGACGCUCCACCACCGCUGCCACAAAAUCCUUUGCCCGAGGAUGAUUUCUUCAGGAUUGAGAUGGACGGGUGGGACAACGACGAGGACGAAGACGAUGCGCACAGUGUUGAGUUUCACAACCAAGGAGGUGAGGAAAACGAAGAAGCCGGAGAGGAAGUAGAAGACGAAGAAGAUAGAUCGGAUAACGAGGAUGAAGAGAACCAGGAGGAUCAGCUAGAGACCGAUGAACAAGACGUGAGACGACGUCGUCGCGAUGUGCUUCGUCUCCGCAUCCAAGACAUUGCGACCCGAGCAAGUUCCGGGAGGAACCGAAUUCUGGACUGGGCUGAGAUCUUGAUGGGACUGGAGGACAACUCGAUCGAGUUCCGGCUUGAGGUACCCGAAUCGGACCGAUAUAUCGGCAAUCCCGAGGAUUACGUGGACGCAGCUGGCUAUGAGGCUUUGUUGCAGACCUUGGCUGAGAGUGAUAACGCUGGAAGGAGAGGGGCUCCACCGGCGUCCAAAAACGCAGUAUCUGAGUUACCGACGGUCAAAAUUGCGUCGGAGGAUGAGGCCUUAGUGUGCGCCAUAUGCAAGGAUAUGGUGAAUGUUGGUGAAGUGUCGAAGAAGCUGCCAUGUGGGCAUGGGUACCACGAUGAUUGCAUUGUGCCUUGGCUGAGUUCCAGGAAUUCUUGCCCGGUUUGCCGGUUCGAGCUGCCCACCGAUGACCCUGAAUACGAGGAGCAGAGGCAGAAGCAAACUGUGACUAUCAGUGCAGCGGGAGCUUCCGGUUCAGGUGGAGAUAAUUCGGUCUCCCAUUGA
Molecule: messenger RNA, 1062 nt
Organism: Prunus armeniaca (apricot)
Lineage: Eukaryota; Viridiplantae; Streptophyta; Magnoliopsida; Rosales; Rosaceae
Source: the annotation of a GenBank genome assembly